AUGGUUACAGAUGACGAGGAAAUCGGAGAUUUACACGAGGUUAUGUCUUCAGCUCCUUUGCUAACUGAAAAUGGUGAGAAUAAAAAUCAAGUGGUGAGAAAAAAGAGAAGAUGUUCAGCAAUUUCAUCAUCACAUAUUGGAAUGGUCUUUGCUUUUAUUUCCUGUAUGUUCUUUGCUGGUAGCUUCACUGGCGCCAAAAUGGUUACCACUGUCCAUCCCUUGGAGAUUACAUUUGUGCGCAUGGUGAUCCAGAAUGCAUGCGUCACUCCCAUCAUGCUGUGCAAGAACAUUUCAUUCCGAGGGGAGAAUGCAUACCAGUACAGAUGGCUGAUAUCACGUGGUGUUACCGGAUGUUUGAGUGUCACGUGCGUAUUUAUAGCUGUUCAUUUAAUGCCCGUUGGAGACGCUGUUGUGAUAUUCUUCACAAAUCCUAUAUACACUGCAUUUUUGAGCUGUAUGUGUUUGAAAGAAUCUAUCAAAGUUAUUGAUUUUCUCCUUGCCUUAAUCAGCGUUAUCGGUGUUAUGGUCAUACUAAAGCCACAAUUUUUGUUCUCUGGAUCAUCACAAAACACAACACUAACUGAAGUAGAAAGCUCCGAAUCAUUACUGGGUGCGUUGUUUGCUUUCUUUGGCGCCCUAUUUGCUGCCAUGGUGUUUGUUUCUAGUAGAAAGCUAGGGAAGAAAGUAAGCUAUCUGACAAUAAUAUUUUAUUAUUCUGUGUGCGGAAUAAUCACCACUUCAACAUUACUGUUCAUUUUAGACAAGUAUUCACUGCCCCAAACGCCACAUGACUGGUUUUUCAUAGUGUUUGUUGGACUGUGUGGAGUUGGUGGUCAAAUCCUUCUCACAAAGGCUUUGCAGUACGAAAAAGCUGUAUACGUGUCAAUUAUACGGACCAUGGACAUUGUCUUCGCCUAUAUUUUCCAGUAUUUGUGGUAUGGUAGCAAACCGGACUGGGUCGCCAUGUUGGGCGCUAUUUUAGUGACAAUUUCUUCUGUAGGCAUUGCAUUGAAGAGAUGGUACUAUGCCAAACAGGAUAAAUUCGAAACAAAUCCAGUUGAUGGCGUGGAAGAAGAUAACAAAAAAUAG
Molecule: messenger RNA, 1089 nt
Organism: Saccoglossus kowalevskii
Lineage: Eukaryota; Metazoa; Hemichordata; Enteropneusta; Harrimaniidae
Product: solute carrier family 35 member G1-like
Cellular component (GO): membrane
Source: RefSeq, a predicted model, not a curated record